AAAAAAACAGGAAAGGAAAAAAGGAAUUAAGAUACUUCUCUGAAUUUUCGUCAAGAUGGAAACGUUUCUCAGGGCACCCUUUUGGCUGGCCCUAGUGGGGUAUGUCAUCUGUGAUAAUCCUGAGAGAGACGGAACAAAUCUAAGCAGUCAUGUGGAGGACUUCACUGCUUUUCAGGGGACAGAGUUCAACUUCUUGGGUACCACUCACCGGCCCACUAACUUGGCCCUCCCCAGCAAUGGCUCAAUGCACAAUUACUGCCCACAGCAGACGAAAAUCACUUCGGCUUUCAAGUACAUCAACACUGUGAUAUCUUGUACUAUUUUCAUCGUGGGAAUGGUAGGGAACGCGACCCUGCUUAGGAUCAUUUAUCAGAACAAGUGUAUGAGGAACGGCCCCAACGCACUGAUAGCCAGCCUCGCCCUUGGAGACCUUAUCUACGUGGUCAUUGAUCUCCCUAUCAACGUGUUUAAGCUGUUGGCGGGGCGCUGGCCUUUUGACCACAACGACUUUGGCGUGUUUCUCUGCAAGUUGUUCCCGUUCUUACAGAAGUCCUCGGUGGGAAUCACUGUCCUGAACCUCUGCGCUCUCAGUGUCGACAGGUACAGGGCAGUUGCCUCCUGGAGUCGUGUCCAGGGCAUUGGGAUUCCCUUGAUCACUGCCAUUGAAAUCGUCUCCAUCUGGAUCCUCUCCUUCAUCCUGGCCAUCCCAGAGGCGAUCGGCUUCGUCAUGGUGCCCUUUGAAUACAAGGGUGAACAGCAUAAGACCUGCAUGCUCAACGCCACGACCAAGUUCAUGGAGUUUUACCAGGAUGCGAAGGACUGGUGGCUCUUCGGGUUCUACUUCUGCAUGCCCCUGGUGUGCACCGCCAUCUUCUACACCCUCAUGACGUGUGAGAUGCUGAACAGAAGGAACGGCAGCCUCAGGAUCGCCCUCAGCGAGCACCUCAAGCAGCGCCGAGAAGUGGCAAAAACCGUGUUCUGCUUGGUGGUAAUUUUUGCUCUGUGCUGGUUCCCGCUUCACCUAAGCCGUAUCUUGAAGAAAACUGUAUAUGAUGAGAUGGACAAGAACCGAUGUGAAUUGCUUAGUUUCCUGCUGCUUAUGGAUUACAUCGGCAUCAACUUGGCAACCAUGAAUUCGUGUAUAAACCCAAUCGCUCUGUAUUUUGUGAGCAAGAAAUUCAAAAAUUGUUUCCAGUCAUGCCUCUGUUGCUGUUGUCACCAAUCCAAAAGCCUGAUGACCUCAGUCCCCAUGAAUGGAACCAGCAUGCAGUGGAAGAACCAAGAUCCGAACAACCACAACACUGAGAGGAGCAGCCACAAGGACAGCGUCAACUAACUAUCUUCAGAAAUGCACUUGAGUGUGCCUCAAGUCUCAGUGGAGAAAACACCAUGCAGCAGCCGUCCUCCCGAACUUCCUUCCCGGGUCCUUUCUCUCUAACUCGCUCCCACCCGCAGAAGAAAAUGCGCUCUCGGUGUGGUCCCCCACAGUGUAUGGAGGACUCGCUGCUAGCUCUUUCUUCUGUAAUUUUCCUAAUUCGCAUGGCAUGCCCAGCACUCAGAAGUGAGGAGUCAAGGGGUAAUGGAAACUCAAGGGACAUUGGCGUGAAAAUAGAGUUUUCAAGUUCAUUAGCGGCUUUCAUAGCCGUUCCGUUGAAUGUCCAAUGAGAACUGGUCAUUGAAAGAGUUUAGAGAACUUGCCAAGCAUGGUGAGCCUGGCCUGGGCUCCCAACACUCGGGAGGUGGAGGAGGAUCCGAAAUCCAAGGUCACCCUUGACCACGUGAGUCUUUGUCUCCAAAAAUACCAACAAACAAAACAUGGAUGUUUAGAGAUUAUGACCUUUUUUGUUCAACAGUGUGGGUUUAGGGUACCUUUCUUUGAAAUGCCAGUAUUAUUAUUAUUUUUUUUUUUGGCUGCAUAAUAGCUUAGACAUGAUUGUUGAGCUUAUUUUCACAUACUUUGUUAAAAAAAUAAAAAAAGAGGGAAAACAAGAAAACACUAAGGUGAGUGGUUGGGUCACCGUUUUGUUCAUAAAACAUGAGUUCCAGAGCUGCAACAGAGACAAGCGCGGGAAGUACGAGCUGGAUAAAAUCGUAUCGCAGCUCAAUAGCUGCUACCCAAGGAAUUUUUUAAAGCUUUACAUUUAUUAUUAUUAAAACAAUAAAGAAAGAAAGACAAGCCAGGCAAGGUGGAGCACACCUUUAAUCCCAGCACUUGGGAGGCACAGAUAGGAGGAUCAAGGCCUCCCUAAGGCUACAUAGGGAAUUCUAGGUCAGCCUGAGCUAGAGAAAGACAUUUCCUGGAGAAACAAAAGAAAGAUAGCACUAAGAUGUUUAGUUAGAGAAGAUCUUGGAAGGUAUUUUUUUUAAUUUUUUAUGUUAAACAGAAGAAUAAUGUAUGGGGAACAUGCCCUACAUGUGGGAGGCUGAGGCAGGAGAAUCAUGAGUUGGAGCCCAGCCUGGAUUGCAGAGUGAGACCCUGCCUCAAAACUAGGGUUAAAUAGUUCUAUUUUUUUCACAAGCCAAAUAUUUUUAUGUGAUUUUUUUUUCAUGUAAAAGCCAUAUUCCACAAUUUAAAAUGUGUCAUGGAACUAUGCCUAAAACUUUCAGUAUGAUGAUUAGACAUUAGACAUCUGAGGCACAUCCAGGAGAGAGUGAAUGUAUCUGAGAAUCUGGAAAUUUUCUUUGGACUUUGUAAUAGUAAUAGAUAUAUACAUACAUAUAAUGCACAUUCCCUUUUAUCAUUUUAACUUCUCCCACAGUGUUAACUGGCUUAAAAGGUUUUAUUAGUCAUUCUUUUUUUUUUUCCAGAUAGGAAACAAUUUCAAAGAAACCUGAUAAGUUGAAUGUAUCAGUGAAAUGUAAUUAUUACUACCAAGAACCUUUAAUUCUUCACUUCUCUGGGAUUCCAAUAUGAACCUACAUCUUUAUUUAACCACUCCUUCCCAACUUCCCAAUGGUCAUCAUUUCAAAGGGCCCACAGUGACUUUACUGGGAACUGUUCCAGAUGUUUACAGACUGUGAGAACAAAAAAAUAAUAAUCUUUUAUUGUGUGUGUAUGUGUGUGUGUGUAUAUAUAUAUAUAUAUAUAUAUGUAUGUAUUCAUAUAUAAACAAUUGUAAAUUUUUUAGCCAAUUUUUCUGUGAUUGUCUCUAUGGAAUAUAUUUGUGUAUGUAAUAUAUGGUACUAUGGAUGUUAUCUAAUCUAAUCUAAUCUAAUCUAAUCUAAUCUAAUCAGAAUGCCCUGUGGUUGUGCCAAAGCACAUUUUUUUUAGAGAGAGGCAGAAACAGAGACAGAAGGGGAGAGAGAAUUGGUGGGCCAGGGCCUCAGCCACUACAAUCCAACUCCAGAUGUUUGCAUCACCUAGUGGGCAUGUGCGA
Jaculus jaculus (lesser Egyptian jerboa) is the source of this 3377-nucleotide messenger RNA. It is a transcript of the gene Ednra, whose product is annotated as endothelin receptor type A. Gene Ontology annotation, molecular function: endothelin receptor activity. Lineage: Eukaryota; Metazoa; Chordata; Mammalia; Rodentia; Dipodidae. Gene Ontology annotation, cellular component: membrane. The record is from RefSeq and is a predicted model, not a curated record. Gene Ontology annotation, biological process: enteric nervous system development; G protein-coupled receptor signaling pathway; regulation of blood pressure. The coding region runs from base 56 to 1336 and encodes 426 amino acids. The transcript is spliced from 7 exons.